Messenger RNA from Coregonus sp. 'balchen', 5570 nucleotides. NCBI's taxonomy places the organism in Eukaryota, Metazoa, Chordata, Actinopteri, Salmoniformes, Salmonidae. The record is from the annotation of a GenBank genome assembly.
AUGCCGUCCCGGUCUUGGUUUAUCGCUGGUAGCGCUCUCCUCCUUUCUCUGGCAGUCGGGGCGAAGGGACCACAUCCAUGCACAGAGGUGAGAUCCACUCGCAGGACGCAGAUAAUGUGUGUUGUUGUCGGAGUCAUUGUUGCCGUCAGUAUUUUCUGUAGGCUAAUAAUAGGCUAUGCAUGUUACUGGAAAACACAGGAGCGUGUUAUUUACCAGUUUACGCAUUCAAAUAGAGAGUCAGAAGAGGACUGUGAGUUUAGGCACAUACUGAGAACAUGAACGCUAACAGUAGGCUUUUGUUAUUCCACUCACCAUAACUAAUACGAUUAAGAAUUGAUGACGCUACACUUCUGGUCAGAUUCAUAUGUUUAUCUAAAUAUAAAACACACACACACACACACACACACACACACACACAGCUUAGAGAGAGACACUUUACUCAUCCUGUUUCUCAGAGUAACGUUACCUGUCAGUCAUGCAAUCUGUCAGUCCUGUCUGUGGGAUUCCUGUGAGAUUGUUGCUUAGUACACUUAUACUGUUUAGGGCAAUGUUUGACUGAGUAUGGUGAAGGGGUUCCGAGGUGUGUGUAUGUCUAUGUGUUUUGCGUGCCUGCAGUGUUCUGGUUUGUGUCUCACCACUCAGGGCAGACUGAGUGUUAUCAGUUUCUUGCAUGGAGCUGCCUUUCCAUCUCUCUCUCCCUCUCCCUCUCUCUCUCUCUCUCUCUCCUCAUAUCCGCUCUCAUGACAGCGCUCGCCCUCUCCGCGAGCGCUCUCUCCCUCACUCUAUCUCCCUCUCUAUCUCUCUCUCCCAUCAUCCUCUAUCCUCUCCUCUCCUCCCUCUCUCCCUCUAUCCCUCUCUCUCCCUCUCUGCACUCAUCACCUCUGAGCCAUAGCACAGGGCAGGCAACAGCCUCAAUUCAAAUACAAUUCUAUUCGUCACAUGCUUCUUAAACAACAAUAAUAAUAGAAAUAAUAGAAAAGUAAUAACACGUAAUAAUAAAAGUAAUAAUAAAUGAGUAACAAUAACUUGGCUAUAUACACAGGGUACCAGUACCAAGUCGGUGUGCAGGGGUACGAGGUAAUUGAGGUAGAUACUGUAUGUACAUAUAACUAGGAAUAAGUGACAGAUAAAAACAGUAACAGCAGCCUAUGUGAUGAGUCUAAAAGGUUAGUGCAAAAAUGGUCAAGGCAGAUAGUCUGGGUAGCUAUUUGGUUAACAAUUUAACUAACAAUUUAGCAGUCUUAUGGCUUGGGGGUAGACGCUGUUCGUGGUCCUGUUGGUUUCAGACUUAGUGCAUCGGUACCUCUUGCUGUGCGGUAGCAGAGGGAAAGGUCUAUGACUUGGGUGGCUGGAGUCUUUGACAAUUUUUUGGGCCUUCCUCUGACACCGCCUGGUAUAGAGGUCCUGGAUGGCCAGGAGGUCAGCCCCAGUGAUGUACUGGGCCAUACGCACUACCCUCUGUAGUGCCUUGUGGUCGGAUGCCAAGCAGUUGCUAUACCAAGCCGUGAUGCAGCCAGUCAAGAUGCUCUCAAUGAUGCAGCUGUAUAACUUUUUGACGACCUGAGGGCCCAUGCCAAAUCUUUUCAGCCUCCUGAGGGGUAAGAGGUGUUGUUGUGCCCUCUUCACGACUGUGUUGGUGUGUGUGGAGCAUGAUCGAUCCUUAGUGAUGUGGACACCAAGCAACUUGAAGCUCUCAACUUGCUCCACUACAACCCUGUCAAUGUGAAUGGGGGCGUGCUCGGCCCUCCGUUUCCUGCAGUCCACGAUCAGCUCCUUUGUCUUGCUGACAUUGAGGGAGAGGUUGUUGUCCUGGCACCACACUGCCAGGUCUCUGACCUCCCUGUAGGCUGUCUCAUCGUCGUCAGUGAUCAGGCCUACCACCAUCGUGUCGUCUGCAAACUUAAUGAUGGUGUUGGAGUCAUGUUCGGCCACUUAGUCAUGGGUGAACAGGUAGUACAGGAGGACUAAGGAGGACUCCUGAGGGGCCCCCGUGUUGAGGUCAGUGUGGCGGAUGUAUUGUUGUCUACCCUCACCACCUGGGGGCGGCCCGUCAGGAAGUCCAGGAUCCAGUUGCAGAGGGAGGUGUUCAGUCCCAGGGUCCUUAGCUUAGUGAUGAGCUUGGAGGGCUCUACGCUGAGCUGUAGUCAAUGAACAGCAUUCUCACAUAGGUGUUCCUCUUGUCCAGGUGGGAAAGGGCAGUGUGGAGUGCAAUAGAGAUUGCAUCAUCUGUGGAUCUUUUGGGGUGGUAUGCGAAUUGGAGUGGGUCCAAGGUGUCUGAGAUGAGCCAUGACCAGCCUUUCAAAGCAUUUCAUGGCUACAGAUGUGAGUGCUAUGGGCGAUAGUAAUUUAGACAGGUUACCUUGGCAUUCUAGGGCACAGGGACUAUGGUGGUCUGCUUGAAACAUGUAUACAGUGUCUUGCAAAAGUAUUCAUACCCCUUGGAUUUAUUUACAUUUUAUUGUGUUACAAAGUGGGAUUAAAAAUGGAUGUAAUUGAAACUUUUUGUCAACAAUCUACACAAAAUAGUCUGUCAAAGUUUAAACAUUAAUAGAAAUGAAAUUACUAAAAUAUAGUCGUUACAUAAGUAUUCAACCCCUUUGUUUAGGCAAGCCUAAAUUAGUUCAGGUGUCAAACUUGGCUUAACAAAUCACAUAAUAAGUUACAUGGACUCAAUCUGUCUGAAAUAAUAGGGGUUGACAUGAUUUUUGAAUGACUAACCCUUCCUCUGCACUUCCACAAGACUACCACGUCUACCAUCAGAGAACAAGUAUUUCAGCCCUACAUUUAGCCUGGGCCAACCCUCCUCCUGGAGAGCCACUGGAUAUGCAUGCGUUUCCUCUAGCCUGGCCCUUUAGAACACAACUGAUUCUGCUAAUCAAUGUCCUGAUGAGCAGCUGCUUGGAUUUAAGUCUAUUAGAGCAGGGCUGGAGCAAAAGCCUGCACACCCAGUAGCUCUGCAGAAGAAGGGUUGGUCACCCCUGGUCUAGUGGAACGUAUUUAGAAUGACACCAUGUGACAGUAAACGUGAUAUAGCAGGGCUUGAGGUUUAUAUCAAUAUGAGUUCAGAUUUCACCCGAAACAGACUUCUUCUCCUAUCAGGUAACACAUGACAGGCAUGUAGAAUAUAGACUCUUCUAUUGAGUCAUGGUGUGGAGGUAUAGAUAAUUAAUGUUUAUGGCCUGAUUAUUGAUUGUCAUGAAUCUUAGUGAUGCAUAGCUCAGUCAUUCCUAAGAAAAAGAGACGGGGAGAGUUUUAGACAAAUGGUAAUAAAUAAGUCAAGAAGUCAUGUGAAAAAUUGUCUGCAUGUGGCACUCAUUCAUUUGCAUCAACCCAAUACUACUGUGGGAUGCAAAUAGCUUCAGUUUUGAGUAGGGCCGGGAUGAUACCAGUAUCGCGAUACUCGUUAGUAUCGUGGCAAGGAAAUAAAGCGAAUUUAACUUCUUUAGGAAAACAGCCCUAAUGUUGGAAACAAACAUCAUUAUGUUGUCAUCCAGUUACUUUGAUAUAUUUUCCAAGCUAUAUACACACAAUACUUUAUAUACAGUAGGUCUUUAUAGGACCAAAUGUUUGAUCUGCUUCAUGUUUUCAUUUUAAGGACCAAACACUGGUGUUACUGUAAAACCUAGCCAUGAUUCUACAGCUCCAUAUCUCUGUCAUGUCCAUAAGGCCCACAGCAUGACCGCAACAUCACAGUGACCAGACACGUGUGUGUGUGUGUGAGGGAUCCUCUAAAAGGUCAACAUUCCUAAGACAUGGCAUGAAACGUGGUAUUUCACUCAAUGGUUUGGCGAUCAUUGUCUACAUUGGUUUGGCAAAUUCAAUGCCUCCAUGCAUUAAACUGACCUAGCAUCAGUGUUCAGGGACAAUCGAUCACAUUUAUUUAUAAAGCCCUUUUAACAUCAGCAGAUGUCACAAAGUGCUUAUACAGAAACCAACCUUUAAUCACAAAGAGCAAGCAAUGCAGAUGUAGAAGCACAGUGGCUAGGAAAAACUCCCUAGAAAGGUGAGAACCUAGGAAGGAACCUAGAGAGGAACCAGGCUCUGAGGGGUGGCCAAUCAUCUUUUGGCUGUGCCCAGUGGAGAUUAUAAGAGUACAUGGCCAUUAAGGCCAGAUCGUUCUUCAAGAUGUUCAAACGUUCAUAGAUGACCAGCAGGGUCAAAUCAUAAUUGCAGUGGUUGUAGAGGGUGCAACAGGUCAGCACCUCAGGAGUAAAUGUCAGUUGGCUUUUCAUAGCCGAGCAUUCAGAGGUUGAGACAGCAGGUGGGAGAGGGAGAGAGAGAGAGGGGGAGAGAGAGAGAGAGGGAGAGAGAGUUGAAACAGCAGGUCCAGGACAAGGUAGCACGUCCGGUGAACCGGUUAGCCGCAGGCAGAGCAGCAGCACGACCAGGUGGACUGGUGAUGGAGACAGACAGGAGUCGUCAGGCGAGGUAGUCCUGAGGCAUGGUCCUAGGGCAGAGAGAGCGAGCGAGAGAGAGAGAAGAGAGAGAGAAGAGAGAGAGAAGAGAGAGAGAGAGAGAUGGGAGAAUUAGAGAUGGGAGAAAUAGAGAUGGGAGAAUUAGGGGGAGCAUACUUAAGUUCACACAGGACAGCAGAUAAGACAGGAGAAAUUCACCAGCUAGGCACGUAGACUAUUGCAGCAUAGAUACUGGAGACUGAGACGGGGGGUCGGGGGACACUGGCCCCGUCCGACUAUUCCCCCCGGACAGGGCUAACCAGUCAGGAUAUAACCCCACCCACUUUGCCAAAGCACAGCCCCCACACCACUAGAGGGAUAUCAACAGACCACCAACUUACUACCCUGAGACAAGGCAGAGUAUAGCCCACGAAGACUACACCACCGCACGAGCCCGAGGGGGCGCAAAACUGGACAGGAAGAUCACGUCAAUGACUCAUGUCGAGUAUAGCGAAAAAGGCCUGGCAUGACAUGAUGCACCCCUCCUAGGGACGGCAUGGGACAACUUCUAUCUCAUCCAUUAAACUGACCUAGGAUCAGUGGUAAGGGACAACAUCUAUCUCAUCCAUUAAACUGACCUAGGAUCAGUGGUUAGGGACAACUUCUGUCUCAUCCAUUAAACUGACCAAGGAUCAGUGGUUAGGAACAACUUACCAUGCAUACCCACUGUGUGCUGUGACUUGGUUUCCUAUAUCCAUAGUGAUGGAAUGUUGUGUUAUGUGUAUCCACCAGGGCGGGGAGUAGUGGGCGUGGCCAGAGAACCUACCGGAGGAGAGAGAUAGAGAGGGGAUGAUGACUCAGGACCAUUAGUGGUCUUGGUGUUUACUGACCUCUCUGUCCCCCAGUCGUGUCUAUUCUCUGUCUAUCUUUAUCUCACUGUUUCUCACACAUACUGUUCACACACAGACACACUGAACUUCUCUCUCUCAUUGUGUAACAAUGCUUUCUCUUGUGUUGCAGACAGACUACUACUAUGAGUAUACAGAGUGUGACAGUACAGGGUCACGAUGGAGAGUAGCAAUCCCUCAGAGCCAUGGAUCCUGCAUCGGACUGCCAGAGCCUGUACGAGGGACAGAGUGCAGUAAGUUGUGUGUGUGCGUUUGUGUGUCAAAGAUG